This is a messenger RNA of Manihot esculenta (cassava), 1610 nucleotides long. Its product is annotated as phospholipase A(1) LCAT3. Gene Ontology annotation, biological process: lipid metabolic process. Bases 74 to 1426 code for a protein of 450 amino acids. The record is from RefSeq and is a predicted model, not a curated record. The transcript has 11 exons. Lineage: Eukaryota; Viridiplantae; Streptophyta; Magnoliopsida; Malpighiales; Euphorbiaceae.
CAACGGCAAGAGUUCAAACACUGCAAAGCUUCCAACUUAACUGUCGCUCUGACCCGAAAGGGUGGAGCAAAUCAUGGUCGGAGGCUUCUCUUUCUGUCCCUGCUUUGGAAGUCGGAGUAGCGUCGAUACUGAUCCCGACCGCAACCCGGUUCUUUUAGUGUCUGGAAUCGGAGGGUCCAUCCUGCACUCGAAGAACAAGAAGUUCGGGUUUCAGAAUCGGGUAUGGGUCCGGAUUCUCUUAGCUGAUUAUGAGUUCAAGAAGAGAAUUUGGUCUCUUUACAACCCCAACACAGGUUAUACAGAAGUACUGGAUGAUGGAACUGAACUUUUGGUCCCUGAUGAUGAUUAUGGGCUGUAUGCAAUUGAUAUUUUAGAUCCAUCAUUGUUUGUUAAACUUUGCCAUGUGACAGAGGUGUAUCACUUCCAUGAUAUGAUUGAUAUGCUCAUUAAAUGUGGAUAUAAGAAGGGAACCACAUUGUUUGGAUAUGGCUAUGAUUUCCGGCAAAGCAAUAGAUUUUUUAUUGUUAGCAGAAUUGACAAAUUAAUGGAAGAUCUUAAAGCAAAGUUGGAAACUGCUUACGAAGCAUCUGGGAAUAGGAAAAUCGAUAUAAUUUCACAUUCAAUGGGUGGACUUUUGGUGUCAUGUUUCAUAUCACUUCAUGCAGAUGUGUUCUCAAAAUUUGUUAACAAAUGGAUCUGUAUUGCAUGCCCUUUCCAAGGUGCACCAGGAUGCAUCAAUGAUUCCCUGUUAACUGGGUUGCAGUUUAUUGAAGGUUUUGAGAGCUACUUUUUUGUAUCUCGAUGGACAAUGCACCAGCUGUUGGUUGAGUGCCCAUCGAUCUAUGAAAUGUUGGCAAAUCCAGAUUUUAAGUGGGAAAGGCAACCACAAAUUCAAGUUUGGCGGGAGCAAUCGGAUGAUGGAGAAAGUUCUGUCAAGUUGGAGUCCUAUGGCCCACUUGACAGUAUCGCUUUCUUCCAGGAAGCAUUGAGGAAUAAUGAGCUAAAUUAUGAAGGAAAUACAGUUGCUCUGCCCUUCAAUUUUUACAUCCUCAGAUGGGCUGCUGGUACUCGCCAGAUUCUAAAUGAUGUGCAACUGCCCAAAGGGGUUUCCUUCUAUAACAUUUUUGGGACUUCAUAUGAUACACCUUUUGAUGUUCGAUACGGUACAGAGACGUCUCCAAUCAAAGAUUUGUCUGAAGUCUGCCACACAAUGCCUCAGUAUUCUUAUGUGGAUGGGGAUGGAACAGUUCCUGCGGAAUCAGCUAAGGCGGAUGGAUUUGAUGCGGUUGAGAGAGUAGGAAUUGCAGCUACUCACCGUGGAGUGCUACGAGACAAGACAGUGUUUGAGCUUAUCAAGAAAUGGUUGGGAGGUGAUCAGAAGCUUUGUAAGCAUUCAAGGACAUCCAGAGUAAUGGAUGUUUCAUGAGGUUCACAGGUUAAAGAAUGAAUAUGUGGAUAAAGAAAAGGAGAAAGAUUUAUUGUUGAUGAAGUUGCGAUUGACUUGGGCUGUAUAAUCUAUAAUAUAUUACAAGGCUUGAUUGAUUUCAGUAUUUGUAAAUUCUUAUAUUUGAUAACUACGAUUUAAGCUUAGUAUUAUAUUAGUUUUAUUA